Daldinia decipiens is the source of this 1821-nucleotide messenger RNA. Its product is annotated as FAD-binding domain-containing protein. The transcript has 6 exons. The coding region runs from base 1 to 1821 and encodes 606 amino acids. Gene Ontology annotation, molecular function: FAD binding; oxidoreductase activity. The record is from RefSeq and is a predicted model, not a curated record. NCBI's taxonomy places the organism in Eukaryota, Fungi, Ascomycota, Sordariomycetes, Xylariales, Hypoxylaceae.
AUGUCCCACUUCUCCAGGAACAAGCACGAUAUUCUGAUGACCUAUGCCAACUUUGCCUUCGAGGCUGAACAGCUUACGGAGGAUGAUAUUGGUGAUUUCUCGGCCAUAGCUUUUGGCAAUGUAUCUGCUGCGGCAUCUCCGAACGAUGACAGGCCGGACUGUAGAGAAUACCCGGGAACACCUAACUGGCCUCUCGAUGAAGAAUGGUCACGGCUGAACCGCUCCCUAGGAGGGGCCUUGAUCAAGGGGAUCCCGCCCGCGGCGGUAUGUUAUGACGGGCCUUACAAGGACGAAGCUGCGUGUGCUUGGCUCACGUGGAACGUAACCUUUACUCGCUUUUACAUGAACGAUCCGGUCACAGUAUUUUCGGAAUGGCCCGAGGGAGAUACCUGCCACACAACCUUUGGGCAACAAACUGGCGAGAAUUGUACCCAAGGUGCUUUCCCUGUCUAUGUCGUCAACGCCACGACGGUGAGGCAGAUCCAGAUAGCUGUUAAUUUUGCUAGAAACAGGAACCUCCGACUCGUCAUCAAGAACACUGGGCACGAUUUUGUAGGCCGAUCGUCCGGCUUCGGAAGUCUCAGUAUCUGGACACACUGGCUGAAAGACUUCGAAUUCCUGCCCCGUUAUCGAAUUGGGGCGUACAAUGGCAGGGCAGCUAGAGUCGGUGUCGGUAUUGAGAGCUGGGAGAUGUUCGCAUACAUGAGCCGCUAUAAUAUGACGGCACUGGUUGCGGGAGGCUAUACCGUUGGAGCAUAUGGGGGUUGGAUUGCAGGUGGCGGACAUUCUGCCUUAGCUUCCAAGUACGGCCUUGGUGCUGAUCAGGCUCUGUCCAUCCAAGUCGUGACGGCCGACGGCAGAUUCGUCACUGCCGAUCCUCAUCAGAAUACAGACUUGUUCUAUGCGCUUCGAGGUGGUGGAGGGAGUAAUCUGAGUCGAGGUAUGCUGCUUGCUAACCAAAGAUGUAUAGGCACUUAUGGCGUCUUUUGGAAGGGUUUCGAUCUAUACCACGAAUUUGGUAAGAAGAUAGUCGACAAUGGCGGUACAGCAUGUUAUGUGUCUCGCCUUUUCGGUAACAGCAGCUUCAGCUUCACAGCAGACAUCGAACUCCCCAACGUGUCGGAAGAAUACCUAUUCGGAUUUGUGCAGCCACUGGUGAACGACUUAAAUGCGAUUGGACUAAACGUAACUAACCAGAAGCCGCAUCCAGCUACAAACUGGGCGUCUCUCACAGAGGGCAUAGGCGAUAUCCCAGGUAGUUCGCGCUUCGGCAGCCGUCUGUGGCCGCGCGCCAACUUCGAGGACCCGGACUUGUUUAAGGCGACACAGCUCGCGAUCCGGGAGUCGAUCGAAGCGGGCUACACGUUCCACGGGAUCCACAUGAAGCCGACCGAAGAGGUGGCAGGAUACCCAGGCAACAACGCAGUCAACCCGGCGUUCCGCAAGGCCAUCAUGCACGCCGACUUGUACGACUACUCGAUGCUACGGGGCUUGUCGCCAGCCGCUUUCAAGGCGACGCACGCGCAGCUGGCCAGCGCCAUGGAUAAGUGGCGGGCAGUAUCGCCGGGAGCGGGCGCAUAUUUCAACGAGUGCGACGUCCAGGAGCCAAACUGGCAACAGGCCUUCUUCGGAAGCAAUUACGGGAGACUGCUGCGGAUCAAGCGUCGACAUGACCCCUGGGGAGUGUUCUACGCCCCGACGACGGUGGGUAGUGAGGAUUGGGUGGUGCUUACGGAGGAUGAUAUGCCUACGCAGAAUGGGCCGUUGUGUAGAGCGGAUUCGGUGGAGGCAAGGAGGGGGGGGGUUAGGAAGGUGAAGUAG